Papaver somniferum (opium poppy) is the source of this 1389-nucleotide messenger RNA. RefSeq lists its product as uncharacterized. Lineage: Eukaryota; Viridiplantae; Streptophyta; Magnoliopsida; Ranunculales; Papaveraceae. The transcript has 5 exons. The record is from RefSeq and is a predicted model, not a curated record. The coding region runs from base 36 to 1040 and encodes 334 amino acids.
UAUACUAACAUUGUAACUUCCAGAUUUUUUGUAGGAUGCCUCGAGGUGGAGCGGCUAAGAGGUUCUUGCAUGACCUAUUACCUGAUCAGAGGCUUGUAGUUGAAGUGGACAUGGAACACCUUUGCCCUAUAGGGGAUAAUGGUACGUAUAUAACCAAAUAUAUCAGUCAUCUAGCGAAUGAUGGACGCAAACUACCGUUGACAAUACAUGACUGGAAACACAUGCCUUCACAUUUAAUUGAGAAUGUGGUGCUUGAAAUAAAGCAAAUAUUUGAGUACCCAGAAGUGUUGGAUGACUGGAUAUACACCAAGAUAAAUAAUAGGUGGAAGGAUCACAAAUUUCAUGUUAAAAAGGCGGCUUAUAAAAAAUGGAAUACGGUGGAAGAACGUCUUGCUAAUCCACCACACGAUGUUGUUGAGAGCCAGUGGAGGGUACUCGUUGAGGUUUGGAAUACUGAUUUGAAGAAAAAAGCAAUAUGCCAAAUAAACAAAGAAAACAGGGAGAAACAACAAUUUCACCACACUACUGGCUCUAAACCACAUGCUAAGUGUGCAGCAGAGCUGGGAAAGAAACUAGGACGGCGUCGUAAACGUCACGAGAUCUUUGGUGUUACCCAUACUAAAAAGAAGAAAACUGAAGACCCAGAUGAAGUAUUGAUGGAUCCAGAAGUGGCUGCAGAACUCAAGGAAAUGGAGGAAGUAGAGAUCCAAGCUAGCCAACCAGGUUCUGAUAUUGUGCUACAAGGACGACAUGAUGCUUUUGCCCAAGUGCGAGGACGGGAUAAAGGUGGCCGUGUUCGCUGUCUAGGCAAUGGUAUAAAGCCAAUGAAAUAUUGGGGUGAAGAAUCAUGCACCAAUCCUACCACUGACCCAGAUGCUGAAGUUUUGAACCUUAGACAUCAAUUGGAGAAUACUGUUUCACAACUUCAAGCAGCAAUGCAAUGGAUAGCUGAACUGGAGGCGCUUCUUUCGCGUCAUGGACUGGGAACUGCCAGCACUGUUACCCCAUCGACUGACGCAGAGAUCGGGAACAGUCCAUGAGUGGAAGAUCUUGGUGCACAUAUAUAGAUGCUUGACUGAUAUACUACUAAUAUAUAACUAUGGCGACUCAGGUGCUUGUUUUUUUUUGUUGCUACAAGGGACUGGUAUCUCUUUCUUUUUUUGUUUUCAUGCCAUCAGGUGUGUUCUUAUCAUGUCCCAAACUUUCCACAGGCAUUUCGGAUGUUGAUAAUCUUAGUUACAAGCUUUUUGAACUCUCUGGGUGUUGUUUGGUUGCCCAGAAUUAUGUUUUUUGAACAGUGAAACAUCUUACUGUUGUUUCUAUAGUGCAUCUAUGUAAAACUUUGAUAGGAAUGGUAUAAGAAUUAUGAAUGGUACAAGAAUUCUGCAA